AAAGCCGCUAGUCAUUGCUAGCAUUGUCGUCGAGUGUGAAGCAGCUUUUUAAUUACGCAUAUUUUUUUCAUUUUUAAUUUUGCAAAAAUGCCUAAAGAAUCUCCCCCGAAGCCGAAAACCUUAUUAAUCGAAAGGUGUAUAAGGGGCCAACCAUAUGUCUCGCGCUAUGGCCAAGAAGUUGAGGCUAGACUCCUGGUAACGUACAAGAGGGGACAUGCCAUUGACACUCCUGAAGAAAACUUCGAGUCGGAGAUUCUUUCGGGAAGCAAUCGUUGCAGCAAGUGCCUUCUACCCUCAUAUAUGUGCUGUAACUUUGAGAAGAAAGUCAAGAAGGAAAGGUUUGAGGCCGCCAAUCCGAAGCCAAAGGAUGUGAAUGCUCAGGCAGAUGUGGAGAAGAAAGAAGGAGAGCUUCAGGAAGAGAAAAACCUUAAGGGGGGAGAAGCAGAGCUAGAAGGAAAAGGAGUAGAAGCAAUGGAAGAAGCAAAGGAAGGAGUAGCAGAGGGAGAAUUACAUGACGAAGCAAAGAUGGAAUCAAGAGAGGAAGCAAAGGAGGAGCCAAAAAAGGAAGCAAAGGAGAAGGCAAGGAAGAGAGCAAUAGAGAAGGCAAAGAAGAAUACAAAGAAGGAAACAAAGGAGGAAAAGGAGGCAAUGAAGAAUGCAAUAAAGGAAGCUAAGGAGAAGGCAAAGGAGGCAAAGAUGAAUGCUAUGAAGGAAGCAAAGGAGAAGGCAAAGGAGGCAAAGAUGAAUGCAAAGAAGGAAGCACAGGAAGCAAGGGAGGCAAAGAAGAAUGCACAGAAGGAAGCAAAGGAAGCAAGGGAGGCAGAGAAGAUUGCAAUGAAGAAAGCAAAGGAGAAGGCAAGAGAGGAAGCCAAGGAGGCAAAGAAGAAUGCAAAGGAAAAGGCAAAAGAAGAAGCAAGGGGGGCAAAGAAGAAUGCACAGAAGAAUACAAAGAAGCAUGCAUAGAAGGAUGUAAAGGGUGAAUGAGAAGCAAAGAAA
Drosophila albomicans is the source of this 996-nucleotide messenger RNA. RefSeq lists its product as uncharacterized. The transcript has 2 exons. The record is from RefSeq and is a predicted model, not a curated record. Lineage: Eukaryota; Metazoa; Arthropoda; Insecta; Diptera; Drosophilidae. The coding region runs from base 88 to 963 and encodes 291 amino acids.